CGUUGGUUUCUUAAGAAGUGGGAGUAGCGUUAUGCUCUUUCUUUCUUCUCUUCUCUUCACCUUCGUAUCGUACCUCAAAAUUUAACGUGGUAAUAACAAUCCGAACCCAGUCUCAGGAUUUGGUCAGAUCCGUAGCUGUUCCACGUCCAUUGGCAUCAAAACGAAUGUGAAGGAGAUGGUGGUGAAAGUGAAGAGGCAAACGCUGGAAGCAUGCAUGACAUGCCCUCUUUGCCAUAAGCUAUUGAAAGAUGCUACCACCAUAUCUCUCUGUCUUCACACGUUUUGCAGGAAGUGCAUAUAUGAGAAACUUUCAGAUGAGGAGAUGGAUUGCUGUCCAGUUUGCAAUAUUGAUCUGGGUUGCCUUCCCGUGGAAAAACUCAGGCCAGACCACAAUUUGCAAGAUAUUAGAGCCAAAAUAUUCCCUUUUAAACGAAGAAAGAUCAAAGCCCAAGAAGUUGUUCCUUCAAUAUCCCUGCCAGCGAAAAGGAAGGAAAGAUCACUUUCAUCAUUGGUAGUAAGUGCUCCCAAAGUUUCAACGCAGACUGGCUUUACAGGAAAGAGAACAAAAACUGGUACUAGAAAGGCUGCUGCUUUACGUGCAUGCAAUUUUAUUCUUGAAGAAUCCAUAAAGAAGGAAGAAACAAAUGGUGAAACAAAUGGUGAAGAUAUUCUGGAUUCUUCCAUAGCUGAGUCUUCUAAGAAGCAUAGGCCCAAUGAAGAUACAGAGAACAGUAUGGACCUUACAGAAGGGAAGGCUGAUCUCUGGACGCCCUUGAACUGUCUUGUUGAAGCAGCCAACAGAACAAAGUCGUCCAGGUCAAAUUCACAAGGGACUCCUCAUGCCAAAUUAGAGUCUCCAACUACUCCUCAUGGGGGAGUAGAGAUUCCUGAAAUUACAACCAAAUCAGAGCCACCUGCUUCUGUCCAGAGGGAAUUACACAUGCCUAAAACCAAAAACAAGGAUAAUGGACAUAAAACAAAGUUUGGAGAUAACAAGGAUGGAAACACAUUUCCUUCAGGGCCAGUGAAGCGAAGAAGGCUACGUCCUGCUAGUCAGAAAAGAGCAGCAGGAUCUGAGAUGUCUGCCUCAACCCAAGUCAUGUUAGAUGCAACAGGGGGCAAGUGCAACAGGAAAAACUGUCCUAUUUGGUUUUCAUUAGUUGCUUCCGAAGACCAGAAAGGAGAUGUUCCCUUGCCACAGAUCUCAGCAUGUUAUUUAAGAAUAAAGGAUGGUACUGUUCCUGUCUCAUUUAUUCGAAAGUACCUUGUGAAGAAACUUAAUCUUGCCAGCGAAGUAGAGGUGGAAAUAAUGUGCCGGGGUCAACCCGUGCUUCCAUCUUUGCAACUGCAUAACUUAGUAGAUCUGUGGUUCCGCACAGCUUCAACCUCUAAAAAAAUGCCGGCAUCUGUGGGCUCCUCGGCCAAGGACUUUGUGAUGGUUUUAUCAUAUUGUCGAAGGGCCUUGCCUGAUUGAGAUAGUCCACACACUACUACCCUUGUUAUAUUAUUUUGCUUCCAUUUCUUCACAUAGAUAUUCAACUAUUUGAUAACAUUCUCUCAGAGACAUUUGUUCAUUUAAUUUCUU
Gastrolobium bilobum is the source of this 1585-nucleotide messenger RNA. RefSeq names its product E3 ubiquitin protein ligase DRIP2-like. Lineage: Eukaryota; Viridiplantae; Streptophyta; Magnoliopsida; Fabales; Fabaceae. The transcript is spliced from 7 exons. The record is from RefSeq and is a predicted model, not a curated record. The coding region runs from base 176 to 1474 and encodes 432 amino acids. Gene Ontology annotation, molecular function: ubiquitin-protein transferase activity.